Molecule: messenger RNA, 1298 nt
Organism: Seriola dumerili (greater amberjack)
Lineage: Eukaryota; Metazoa; Chordata; Actinopteri; Carangiformes; Carangidae
Product: OX-2 membrane glycoprotein-like
Exons: 6
Coding region: 253-1251 (332 amino acids)
Molecular function (GO): cell-cell adhesion mediator activity
Source: RefSeq, a predicted model, not a curated record
GGGGACAUUUAGGCGUCAUGUGCUGUUAAUAGAACAUUUUGAAAAGUAAUAUUGAAUCAAAUCAGCUGUUUAUUCGACAUCACAUUGAUUGGAUGCUUUGUGUCACUUAUACAGGUGUGUAUUUGUUCUAGAGACACCUUUUUACAUUGUUGUGUUGAUACUGAGACCCACCUGCGGAAAUAAUGGAGCUGUCUGUGCGCGCCUUUGUUGGUCCAGGACAGGUUUGAAUUUCUGGUGCUUUUAUUCUGCAACAUGUCGAACGGUGCAUUUCUACAGGGGUGUUUUAUGUUGACUCUUCUUUCAGAAGGUCUAACAGCUGUGAUACAGACACAGCAGACUGUGGUGGCAGCAGUGGGAGGAGAGGCUUGUUUCAGCUGUCAGCUCAUGCAACAUAAAGAAGUUCUUCAGGUCACAUGGCAGAAAGUUUUACCUGAGGGGGAGAAGAAUCUCGCCACCUACAGCAAAUACUUUGGCCAAAGGGUGAAUUCUGGCUUUCAAGGAAAACUGGAGAUCAAAAAUGUUGGAAUGCAGAACUGCUCCAUAGUUAUCAGAGAGGUGACGGAGCAGGAUGAAGGCUGUUAUCGCUGUUUAUUUAACACUUACCCCGAUGGUGCUCUCACUGGCCGAACCUGCCUCAUGCUGUAUGAGCUGCAUGAACCCAUUCUACAUGUUAGAGAAUCAAACUCUACUCAGGAGUCACUUGUGUCCUGCUCGGCCACAGGACGACCUGCUCCAACACUGACACUCAACGUCACGCAGCCACACCUCCACUUCUCACGCUACAACACUGUCAGUGUCCACAACAGCAAUGGUACAGUCACUGUCACCACUACAGCUGUGCUGUCAGGUUUCCGUGACAACAGCGCACAGGUUGGAUGUGCGGUGCGAGUGCUCUCUGGUCACAAAGAGGUGUUUAUGAUGAUUCCUGAGGUCAAACAGACGUCUGCUGAUGAUUUCACUUUGAGCGUUGUGUUGGCCUGUGUUGGUGUCGCUGCAGUCAUCAUCAUCAUCUUCCUCAUCAUCAUCAUCAACAUCCUGCUCAAACACAAAUGUAGAAACAGUCUGUCUCAAGGCGACUCUGAGAGGAACAAGACGCCACAAAGAACAAUCAAAGACGCUCCUGAGAACAAAACACCUUUAAUCAAGCAAGAGAACGAGCAUGUGAGGCAACGGACGGGGACGUCGACGAAGAAAAGUCUAAACAGCGUCCACCUGAAACCAUCGGAUCUGACACCAAAAAGACUGUUCUAGUAACAUCCAUUAUUCAGACUGCAUUAAAGACCGUGUUGGUAAAAAAA